This is a messenger RNA of Lineus longissimus, 5317 nucleotides long. RefSeq names its product serine/threonine-protein kinase MAK-like. Lineage: Eukaryota; Metazoa; Nemertea; Pilidiophora; Heteronemertea; Lineidae. The record is from RefSeq and is a predicted model, not a curated record. The coding region runs from base 285 to 2288 and encodes 667 amino acids. Gene Ontology annotation, biological process: intraciliary transport; cilium assembly; intracellular signal transduction. Gene Ontology annotation, cellular component: cytoplasm; cilium; nucleus. The transcript is spliced from 19 exons. Gene Ontology annotation, molecular function: ATP binding; protein serine/threonine kinase activity.
CGUCAUCAAAAUAUGGGCACAAAUGAAAACAUGGAGACGAUUUACAGAUGGCGGACUAGAUAAUGACGAAAUUCAUUAUAGGCAAAAUGUUCCAAAGAACUUCGUCAAUUGUGUUAUGAUGGGUCCAUCUAUCUAUUCUAUAUGGAUUAAAAAGUGAAAUAGGAAUAUUUGAAUAAAAGGAAAUUUACUUUUUAUAAUUCUUUGCUACUUAGGAUAUUCAUAGUGCCGCCAGGACUAUCCUGUGUGUGGGUCAGCCGAGAAAAAGGAGAAAAAAAUCCAGCCUGAUGGAUCGCUAUAACGUGUCAAAGCAACUUGGCGAUGGGACAUACGGAAGUGUGCUGUUGGCCAUCACCAUUGCUGGUGGGGAGAAAGUGGCAAUAAAAAGAAUGAAAAAGAAAUAUUACAGAUGGGAGGACUGUCUAAGUCUGAGAGAAGUUAAGUCGCUUCGGAAACUUAAACAUGCCAACAUAGUCCAGCUCAAAGAGGUCAUACGAGAAAAUGACCAGUUAUAUUUUGUGUUUGAAUUCAUGAAGGAAAAUCUUUAUCAAAUGAUGAAGGGACGGGAUAAGUUAUUUCCGGAGUCGACGAUUAGAAAUAUAACCUACCAAGUAUUACAAGGGCUAGCGUAUAUGCACAAGCACGGAUACUUCCACAGAGAUUUGAAACCAGAAAAUCUCCUUUGCUCUGGCGUAGAACUCGUAAAAAUCGCGGACUUCGGUCUUGCACGAGAAAUUCGCUCACAGCCUCCGUUUACAGAUUAUGUAUCGACCAGAUGGUACAGAGCACCCGAAGUUCUCCUCCGAUCAACGAGUUACAACUCACCGAUUGAUCUGUGGGCAUUGGGAGCAAUCAUGGCUGAGUUGUAUACGUUACGUCCCCUCUUUCCUGGAAGUAGUGAAAUCGAUGAGAUAUUCAAGAUAUGUAGCAUUCUGGGUACUCCAAGUCGGGCCGAUUGGAAUGAAGGUCACCAAUUAGCUGCUGCGAUGAACUUCAAGUGGCCCCAAUGUGUUGCAACGAAUCUUAAGUCAAUUAUACCGAAUGCUAGUAACGAUGGUAUACAAUACUUGAAGGACUCCAUGGCGUGGGAUCCCAAGAAGAGGCCCACUGCAGCGCAGUCCUUGAAAUAUCCCUUCUUCCAAGUUGGCCAGGGCCUGUUUCCGUCCCAACCACAGCGACCUCAACAACAACAACAACAACAACAACAGCAACAACAACAGCAGCAGCAAAAGCAGCAGCAGCAGCAACAUCAAGCACAGUCCAUGACGCAACGACAACCACUGACACAGAAAGCACCGGUGAUUCCGAUUGAUUCGUCACCGGCUCGAGCAUCACCAGUUGUCGCAAAGGAACCGGUGCAACCUCAACGACAGGCGCAUAAUCUGGAGAACAAGAAUCCUCUCUUGCCGUCAAUACAGAGUAAACAGACGGGCGCAAAUAAACAGCAGACGGAUUCGUAUGGGUACCCAGUGGCGGGCAAGAAGUCCGCUCCAAGAAAACGAUGGGGGGCAUCCGAGAGCUGGGACGAUUGGGACGACUUCGAUGCCAAUCAAUCGAUGAACAAAUCAAAGAGGAAUGCAGCAGUGGCGAAAAAGAAAGAUGAAGAUGAUAUCUUUGCUGGACGAUCAGCAAGGAGACUGUCGUUUGAUUGCUUUAACAAGCCAAAGAGACACUCCAUCACCAAGAAAGAUGAAGAUGACAUCUGGGGUUUUAGCCAAAAGCCUCGGAAUCAGAAUAAGGUACCUGCUGAUUAUCAUUUCCCUGGCUAUAAUAAGCCAAAGCGGCCGUCAAUAACCAAAAUAGGGAACGAUGACGACGAUGAUAUAUGGGGGUUUGCUAACGAGAAGAAAUCGUCCACGAAGAAUCAGCCAGGUCGGGUGAAUUCUGGUCGGUCAUCUGGGAACUCCUCCGCUAAAGCACACUAUAUGAACAAGGCUCGUUAUCUCCCAGGUAUCAAUGCACGGGGUAGUGGCCACAAGGAUAACUCACCUAACUCGUGGGGUUCACCCAUGGGCAAGCAGACGGGCAUAGGAGGCAUAUCGUCAUAUCGGGGUAACAACCAAGGUGUCUCAAAUUACGGUCAGAGUUCAAACGCUGGUUAUGUCCCCUCCUUCCUUAGUAAUGCCAACACUAAUAAGACUACUUCAAAUUACAACCCGGGCAGUUGGAAGCGCGCGCAGCCGGCGCCCAUGUCAUUGAACAAGAACUCCGCCAACGUGAGCAAGCCCAUCGGCGCAUCGACACAGGUGGCUGGACGCACAGACUGGGCUGCCAAGUACCUAAAGUCUUGAAGUCCAGUCCAAUAAGAAGUCUGGUGCCGAGAAUGCGGGAUGGUCACAAAUAAUAAUAAAAAUGAUUGCCUGCAAAAAAAAUUAGGAAAAAGAGACAAUUUAAAAAUAAUAUCCAUGACAAUAGGAGGAGCCAGGAGGUCACAUGAUAUGAUUUACAAAGAAAUAAAUCCUUCCAUGUAAAAAUAAAUAUUAAAGCCGUCCGGAUGCUUUCUUGAAUAUGACUUGACAAUGGAUUGGUCAUGCUGAUAGAACUUUGACCAGAUGCCUGAUAUAUUCUUUGGCUUGAGUAGAGGACGUCUCAAGCAAUGUUUGACAAAUUGUAAAGAAAUGAUUCCGACUGAUUUUGCUGUCCAAUGUGUCAAUGUGUGCAGUCUGUUUUUCAAUCAGUUGGUAUUAUAGUGGUGUCACCUGUAAAAGCACCCAUCAAGGUUAACAUUCUCAAAUUGUUCCGGCCAUUUGUACUCUGUGGUGAUGAGCACAUCAUAACUGUGUGAAUUUGAAUCCUUGUUGGAGGAGGAACUUAAUGCGCCAAUGUGAAAUUUGUGAAUUUAGAAGAUGGCUAUUUUUGAUAAAUGAUAAAACCUUGACGAGUGCAAUUGGCUGCAUUUAGGAUUUCAAAGUGACUUUGAAAUACCAGUAAAAUCCGUCCUGAAGUUCGCAAUUGUAUGUAUUUUUUAAGCCUUUCACUGUGUCAAGUUUAACUUGAUAAGCCCGGGGCAAGAGUGAUCCCUUCCUCGUGUGCUACUGUGUACCCACCGAAUUUUCGUAUGAUAUGCAUUGUCGAAUAUGUCAAAAUUCACAAGUGUCACAUCACUAGCAAAACAAGUUAUGGCUGUCUGCUUCAGAGAGCUUUAAUAAGUUCACUUGCCUGCGCUAGUCUGCUGUUGGUUACCGUCACUGGUUUCCUCGGUCAAAGGACACCACUGUGAUCAGCGAACUGUGGGGCUCUAUGCCAGAACUCCCUAAGAGUAAAACAGCAAACGUCCUUACCUAAAAAGAUUAGACUGUAGGUGCAUCUCAAAAACUCUGAAUGCUGAAGGUGAGUACAUGUAGCAGACGUCCUAUUGUAAAUAUUGCUACAGCACUGUUCACGUAUGUGUCGACAUCAGACUGAAAUGACAAUUUUGUGAUGUAGACGUCACAUUUUUUGUGGAUUUUAUUGUGAGCUCAAAUAUGGCAGGAGUAAAAUAGUGUCACAUUGCUGUUGUUUUGAAACGAGGCCUAUAUUUUGAUUCAUGUUUUUUCAGGAAAAUGUAAACAUUUUUGUCCAUUGCUUUUAUGGUAGUGUAGUUCAGUUCUACCCAUGCUGGAAAGCUCUUUUUCCAUCGGGAAGUAACUAUGCCUACUCAAAGGGAACUUAACAAGAAGGCCAAAGCUUAUCCUGUACCCAUUGAUGGUGUUGACUUAAAUUGAAACAGUGAUUUUGUUCCAACUCUGAAGUUAUAAAGUUAAAUGUUCUGACUUCUUUCUGAAUGUAUGUUAAGUUCAUCCAUGAAUCAACAGUGAGGGUACAUUUCAAAGAGACAAGCAUGACUUUGGUCUUCACAGGUUCAAGACUCCAUUGAAUAGGCAUUGCAUUUCCUGAUGUAUUUGUUAUAGUUUCUCUCGUGGGAUUCAUUCAGGAGCUGUUUGUCAUCUUGAAGUUGGCAGCAUACAUGUAUGCUCAUGUAUGCUCUGUACAUGUGAUGGAAGGUGUCACUUCUAAAGCGGGGCAAUUUUACACUUCAAGAUCUUUGUUGAUUCAUUUUGCAGUGUGGGGAGAGGAAGGGGGGAUAGUGUAGCUUUAAAACUGGCAGAUUCUGCCACGUCUGAAUUUGAUCUUUUUCUUCUCAAUUUGACAUGUUUGAAUGUUUUCCCUUUAUUUGUAUAUUAUGUUAGAUGGUGGUGGUUUUCAAAUUUGAAGACUCCCAUUUCGAGACUGUGAUAUUUAUGUGGGUUCAGGCAGAUGAUAAUACUUUGGACCACAACUCCCUGCCAAAAAACAUAAGAACAUUCAAGCAGAUUGAUUGGCUGUGUAUCUAACUUUGGGGCAGAGGGACGAAUGUCGGACUACUGUUCCAUUCGGUUUCAAAAUCAAUUAAAGUAGUGCCUUCUGAAUCACCAGAAUAUAAAAGGGAAAAAAUUAGAUUUUUUCCAAAAAAAACUUCCAUCUGCCUGGCCCAGUAUGUUUAUAUAUGUCAGUAUGACAGACUUGUACAUACAUACUAUGUAGAUACAUGUAAAUGCACUGUACAGUAGAUUUUAGUUCGAACAACUGGAAAUUUAUGAAGAACUCAAUUAUACAGUAAAUGAUUAAGAUGGUGCACAUUUUUGAUUGAUUGAAUUUGCAUGUUUAGGGCUGCAAAGAUGCUGUUCUACAGAGGAAAAUUUGUCGCAGAUGGUUCUGAUGGCUUACUGAUCACCAAUGAAGAUUUCACCGUGUUCAUAGCUUUCGACAAAACUCUGAAGUGGGAUUGUGCAUGUACAUGCUGUUGUGUGUCACCAAAGUCUUGGUUCAUUUUUUCCCAAUGAAUGUCUCAGCAGCCCUCAUGUUAUCUGUUUUGGUGAAGGAUGUAUAAUUAUCAGAGGAGAAACUCAUUUUUGAUUAGUGCCAGAUGAGUGAAUAUAGAAAUCUCUCAUCUUGUUUACACCCAUUUGAAGUAAAGCUCACUGGAAGCAAUAAUUAUGAGUGCAUAACAUGAGAAUUUUCAAAUAAAAAAAUUUUUUUCUCCAAAAACUGUUUUUGUUUAGAAAAAUCGUAAGAAAUUUGCAAUCCACCACCGAUUGCAGAGGUAUUAAGAGGCGUGGUUAACAGAAAUGGGUUCACAUGGCUUGAAGUUGGUGUCAGAUUGGUGACUCUGGGAAAUUUCUUGACCUCCCUUGUCUUCUUAGGCUUAUUUGGUCUCCAUGUUCCCUGAAUGCACUGGUAGAUUUUCAUUUUGACCAUCGUUUAUUUGUCUUUGAUUGAAAUGUGCACCUGCUACUGGAGAUUUGCUUCAGUUAAUGGAACACAAGAAAGAGAAAUAAAAUGAUAUUUUAUUUUGAAAAAA